AAAUAAAUAAGCAAUUUACCUGACAAUAUGAAAUCAAGCAAAACGGGGUAUAAAUAAUGAAGAUCUCACGAGUGUUGUUUAAAGAGUAUACAAAAAGAUCUUUAAGAGCAGUACAGUUAGCAGAAAAAGAAAUAACCAUACAAGCACCAUGGGGCAAACUUAGAGGACUCUCAUGGGGUAAAGACGGCGAUCCGCCCGUGUUUCUCUGCCAUGGACGGAUGGACGCUUGCUCUGGGUUCCGUCCUCUAUUGGAGCUCCUACCACGCUGUUUCUACUAUGUAUCUGUCGAUCUCCCUGGAAAUGGCAGGUCAGACCACUUUCCCCGUGGAAUACAGUUGAGCACCAUAGACUUCGUGCCGACUGUCAAAGUGGUCAAGGAACACUUCAAAUGGGAUAAAUUCAUGUACGUGGGACACUCACUGGGUGCCUUGAUGGGAAAAUUCUUCAACCUAGCUUACCCCGGCCACAUCACGCGCAUAGUCGAACUAGAUCCAGUCCCAGCGCAUAUAUGCUACAAGCAAGACGUCGAAGGUGUCAGACAAUGGUAUCACAACCAUUAUCAUAAUUACUAUGAGCAGUAUGAGAAGCUGAAUGGAGGCGGGGAGGCGCCGAAGUAUACUUACGAAAAGGCUUUGGAAAUGUUAAUGGGAGCUCGUGAUUUAGACAAAGUGGCCGCAGAACAUGUCUUGGAGAGAGUGACUUCACCCGCUGGCGACGGCUUGUAUAGAUUCACUCACGACCAACGCCAAAAAACCUUCACCGUCAUGCCUUUCUCCGGAGACGCUUACCGCGCCAUCUAUACUUCCACAUCAACACCAACUUUUUGCGUGCUCUGCCAAAACGCCAUAGACUUUGGUCUGUACGACCAAACGUCGUUUGUAAUGGACCCAGCGUGUUGGCCGAAUGGAAACUAUAGUGUGAAGAUAGUGAAGGGUGGACAUGAUAUUCAUAUAAGUCAUCCGGAGCAUAUAGCGGAGGAAAUUAGUCAGUUUUUAUUGAAAGGUGUUAACGCUAAAGUGUAAUUAUACAUUAAAUUAAACGAAAUUGAAUAUAUAACAGUAUUUUUGACGUGAUAACGUCUAAUAACUCGUUACUACGGGCAGCAUGCACGAAAAAGAUGACGUCAUUGUCCCGUUUCCCAAGAGA
Leguminivora glycinivorella is the source of this 1146-nucleotide messenger RNA. Its product is annotated as serine hydrolase-like protein. Bases 57 to 1022 code for a protein of 321 amino acids. The record is from RefSeq and is a predicted model, not a curated record. The transcript has 8 exons. Lineage: Eukaryota; Metazoa; Arthropoda; Insecta; Lepidoptera; Tortricidae.